Molecule: messenger RNA, 1009 nt
Organism: Lepisosteus oculatus (spotted gar)
Lineage: Eukaryota; Metazoa; Chordata; Actinopteri; Semionotiformes; Lepisosteidae
Gene: sod2
Product: superoxide dismutase 2, mitochondrial
Biological process (GO): superoxide metabolic process
Cellular component (GO): mitochondrion
Molecular function (GO): superoxide dismutase activity; metal ion binding
Source: RefSeq, a predicted model, not a curated record
AAGGGCAGCGUGCGUCUCCGUUCAGAAGAGAGCUGGGUUUGUAUUGCUGAGGGGGCUGGUCAGCACUACAGGCUGCAGAAGCAGAAUUGCACGAGUUCCUUUUGCAUUGAAAAUGUUGUGCAGGGUUAGUAAUCUUCGCAGGUAUGCUGCUUCACUGAGCCCAGCCCUGAACUGUGUGGCCUCAAGGCAGAAGCACACCCUCCCUGACCUGCCCUAUGACUAUGGGGCAUUGGAGCCCCAUAUCAGUGCAGAGAUCAUGCAGGUGCACCACAGCAAACAUCAUGCCACCUAUGUCAAUAACCUCAAUGUUGCGGAGGAGAAAUACCAAGAGGCGCUAGCUAAGGGUGAUGUUACAUCACAGAUUGCUUUACAGCCAGCUCUCAAAUUUAAUGGUGGUGGCCACAUCAAUCAUUCUAUUUUCUGGACUAACCUGUCUUCUAAUAGCAGAGGGGAACCACAAGGAGAACUCCUGGAAGCCAUCAAACGGGAUUUUGGUUCCUUUGAGAAGAUGAAGGAGAAAAUGUCAGCAGCUUGUGUUGCUGUCCAGGGCUCAGGCUGGGGCUGGCUGGGUUUCGAGAGAGAAAGUGGUCGAUUACGAGUAGCUGCCUGCGCUAACCAGGACCCUCUGCAAGCUACCACAGGUCUUAUUCCUCUGCUUGGGAUUGAUGUCUGGGAGCAUGCCUACUACCUGCAAUACAAGAAUGUUAGACCUGACUAUGUGAAGGCUAUCUGGAAUGUGGUCAACUGGGAGAAUGUGUCCGAAAGGCUCAGAGCAGCAAAUAAAUGACUGGAUUGUCAGGAUAGACCUAACAUGUCUUCAGAACCUUUACCCAGUGCUUUAUGAAGUGCUCAGUUCAGAUAUUGCAAUCACUUAGUUGGCUACGUUAAAGGCAAUGUUGGUUAAAUCAAAGCUCUUUUCCAGUGCACAUUCAGACUGGCGUGCUAUGUAUCAUCACAACAUAUAAGUUUAGUUUUGGUAAUAUCCAAUUAAAAUAAUUUAAAAAAUCUC